Cavenderia fasciculata is the source of this 6327-nucleotide messenger RNA. RefSeq names its product protein serine/threonine phosphatase (gene spnA). The transcript has 11 exons. The coding region runs from base 1 to 6327 and encodes 2108 amino acids. Gene Ontology annotation, biological process: G protein-coupled receptor signaling pathway; translation. Gene Ontology annotation, molecular function: RNA binding; protein binding; structural constituent of ribosome. NCBI's taxonomy places the organism in Eukaryota, Evosea, Eumycetozoa, Acytosteliales, Cavenderiaceae. The record is from RefSeq and is a predicted model, not a curated record. Gene Ontology annotation, cellular component: ribosome.
AUGUUAUUAUUCAAUAGAGAUAACAAAAAGAAGAAUAACAAUAACAAUGGUGAUGGUGACCAAGUGACAGAUGAUACAUGGGAUGACAGCGAUUUAAUCAAUGCUUACAACUCUGCGAUCGACCAAUAUAUCAGUUCACAUAAUCCAUCAAAAAAUAACAACAAUAAUAAUAAUAAUAAUAAUAAUAAUAAUAAUAACAAUAAUAGAAAACAUGAUAACAUUAGUAUUAUCAUUCAAGAUGAUGGUUCAGUUGAGAAUGUAGAUGAAGAAGAUGAGGAAGAGGAAGAGGAAGAAGAAGUGGUGGAGAAAAUAGUAACACCUCCAUCCAAGCCAACCAAUAGAGCUAUGAAAAAGGGUCCAUCAACUUAUAAACAACCACAAUCACAACAAUCACAAUCUUCUACUACUUCUACUUCUACUUCUACUACUACUACUUCUACUCCAGCUCAGACUGCCAAACCAUCAUCGUCGUCAACAACAACAACCACCACCAAACAAACACCAGUGUCAAAGAAGAAAUCCUAUCCAAGUCAUCAUGAUUAUCCAAGCCAUCACGAUUAUCCAAUGCCAGCAUCUUGGGAUCCAUAUAUUAAAAACUAUAUUACGGAAGAGACCAACCAACCCCAUUAUAACAACUAUACACCAACACCACCAUCUUAUCCACAUCCACAUACUCUUCCCCCACCUACUUGCCACUCACCACCUACUCUACCCAAACUUCCAGCAAAUUUACUUGGCGAUAGUGAAUCCGCCGAUCUUUUAUUGAGUUGGUAUUACACUGGUUAUUAUACUGGAGCUUAUCAAGAAAGAAAGAAACUAGUACAACAACAUUACCAACAACCACAAUACCAACAACAACAACAACAACAACAACAACAACCAUCACAGCAACAGCAACAUUACCAACCACAAUAUCAAUAUCAACCAUCCCAACAACAACAACAACCACAAUACCAACAACAACCAUACUAUUACCAACAACAAUAUCAACAACAACAUAGACAUCAACCACAUUAUUACCAUCAACAUCAACAACAACAAUAUCAACAACAACAACAACAACAACAACAACAACAACAACCUUAUUCAAGUCAAGUAUCAGCUCCACCACCACCUCCAAGAUCAUCAAAAAAAUCUUUAGUUCUCCCAGACAACUUCCAACACAUUAUCCGUAUCUACAAUACCAACGUAGAAGGUAAGCGUAAGGUCAUGUACGCCUUGACUGACGUUAAGGGUUGUGGUCGUCGUUUUGCUAACCUCGUCUGCAAGAAGGCCGAUAUCGACUUCUCCAAGAGAGCUGGUGAACUUAGCCCAGCCGAAAUCGAGCGUGUCACCACCAUCAUGAACCACCCACGUCAAUACAACAUCCCAUCUUGGUUCUUGAACAGACAAAGAGAUAUUGUCGACGGAAAGUACAUGCAAGCUUUGUCCAACGUCUUGGAUAUCAAGCUCAGAGAAGAUCUCGAACGUUUAAAGAAGAUCAGAUGUCAACGUGGUAUCAGACAUCACUUGGGUCUCAAGGUCCGUGGUCAAAAGACCAAGACCACUGGUCGUAGAGGAAGAACCGUCGGUGUCGCUAAGAAGAAGCAUAGCAUAAGAGUAAGAGUAAGAGUAAGAGUAAUACUUGACAUAGAGAUAGGAUUAGAUAGGAUGAGUAUUACUAUUAGAAAGAGUGAGGUAUGUGUAUUGAUACUUGGUUUUCUAAAGGAAGAAAAGUUCUUACAAACUCAUGAAAUCUUUUCUAAAGAAUGUCAACCUUAUACAAAGGAUCUACAAAAAAUACCUGGAAAAUCAGUUAAAACAUUAACAACGAUUCUAAACGAGUACAUCAAUUUGAAAGAAGAGAAACGAAAAAGAGAAGGAUUCACUGGUUCCUUUACCGAUCGAUUCAAUCAAUCAAACAUUCCUACCAAUGAUGCAAUCUAUCAAAACAUCACUUCUUCUCUUGAUAAUCUCUAUACAAUGUUGGAUGACUAUGUUUCAUUACGUUCAAAACUUUUAAAUAACAAUAAUAAUAAUAAUAAUCAUGUAAACAAUAAUAAUCAUAAUCAUGUAAACAAUAAUAAUCAUAAUCAUAAUAUAAUCAACAACAACAACAACAACAACAAUAAUGUAAAUGUAAAUAGAAAUAAUAAUAAUAUAAAUAAUAAUAAUCAAUUAAAUGGUAAUGGAUUGAAAAGAAAGAAAAUGGAGGAUAAUACUAAAUCUGUAAAUAAUAAUAAUAAUAAUAAUAAUAAUGGUAAUGGUAAUGGUAAUGGUUCUAAAUCAAUCAUUUCAACGACAGAUAUUAUUGAUUUGGAUGGUGGUAGUGAUAAUAAUAGUAAUAAUAAUAAUAACCAUACUACUACCAUUUCAACCACUGUACAUUUAUCAGUGUCUACACCAUCACCACCGCCACCACUUGCUGUAUCAACGAGACCGCUACCAAGUGCUUCACCACCUCUUUUAGGUUUAUAUGGUGCAAGUGGAACUUCAGCGACUACAUCAACGACAUCAACCAAUACAACAACAACAACAAUGGCAACACCAUCAAAAAGAACUACUCCCGAGGGUAUUAGAAGUAGAAAGAAUCAAACACCAAAGAAAUUAAUCGUUAAACCUCCAACAUUCACACAUGUGGCAAAUCAUAGCCACAACACCUCUCCAACACCCCUUAUUCCACCUUCCUCUAUAACAUCAACAACGCAUCAACCAAGUGAUAAUACUUUUGGUAGUAGUAGUAGUAGUAGCAGUCCUAUGGGAGAUGGUCAAUCUAGUAAUACAAAUAACUUUAGUGGUGGGUUACCAGACCUAUCAUCAUUUAAUAAUCAACAACAACAGUUGGAUUUACUCGCUGGUGGUGAUUUACCAAUGAUGGACUUUGGCAAAAGUCUUGAAGAGUUGUUAAAUAAUCCUCAACUACCUGAAAAACUUGCUGCUUUGAUUAAUACACAACUUAUUGGUGUAGGUGGACAAUUUUUAAAUAAUAAUGGAAAUGGAAAUGGAAAUUCACAAGUUGAUAAUAAUAAUAAUAAUAAUAAUAAUGAAUUGAUUCAACAAUUUCAUCAACAACAACAUCAUAAUCAUAAUACACAAUCAUUAUUAUCACCAGUUGAUAAUACAAUUGGUGGUAUGAUACCAAUGGAUUUUGGAAUGUUGGAAGUUGAUAAUAUUAUAUCAUCGAUUGAAGCUGACCCAGACCUUAAUGGAUUUAUUCAUAGUUUACAACUUGGUGGACCUCCAAACAAUACUGUUUCUGCUUCUGCUGCAGCUGCUGGUAAUCUCCAACAGUCUAAUCAUCUACAACAACAACAACAACAACAACAAUCUCAUAAUGAUGCAAUGUCAUAUUUUACUCAAGACGAUAGAUUCUAUCUCCAAAAUAGUAACAAUACAAACACCAAUAUUAAUCCUCCUCCUCUAUCAACUUCAAUCGAUUUAAAGAAAUCAACAACAACACCAUCAACAACGACAACAACAACAACAUCAACAAGUACCUCCCCAACAAUAGAUUUGAAAUCAAAUGAAAACCUACAUCAAAAUAAUAAUAAUAAUAGUAAUAAUAAUAUAUCAUCAACAUCUUUAUUAAUUCCUGACAAUAUUGAUGAUUUUCUAGAAUCGAUCGAUUAUUCUCAAGAUCAAGAUCAAUCACAACAAGAUAGAUUCCAUCAUCAUCAUAAUAGAUCUAUCUAUCUAUAUAUCGUUAUAAUACAUAUAGUUAUUAUAAAAAAGAAACUAGAAAGAGCCGACAUCAAAGGGGAGGAAGACACAUCCAACCAACCAACCAAACAUGUUUAUCUUUUCCAAACACAAAAAAGAAAAGAAGAAUCAGCACCACCAACAGCAACAGCAGCAGUUUGCUCCUCGUGUAUACAAGAGUCGGGAAAGACGACUCUUCAAAGACAACUGGAUAUUAUGUAUGGUAUGGCCGAUAUUGAUCCAAAGUAUUACCAACGUUUGGUGUAUGGAAAUACAUUGGCCACUCUGAUUCGAUUGUUGGAGAGUACCGAACGAUUGAAUCUAAGCAUCACCGAUGACAAUAUAGAUCGAUCGAAAAGAGUCACUGGGACACCGGUAGAAUUGGCUAGGAAUCGUCUACCUCGUUUCCCACUUCGUCUAUCAUAUGAUUGUAAAUGUCUUUGGGAAGAUCAAGCCAUUCAAAGUGCAUAUGAAUAUUCAAAUAUUUGUUUGGAUUUUAGAACUCCUGGUAGAACUAAAUAUUAUAUGGAAAAUAUGUUUAGAGUAUUUGCACCAGAUUUCUCACCUUCAGAAAUGGAUAUUAUAAGUGCAUAUGAUCAAGUUGAUCAUUCCCAACAUUCAUCAGUAUUACAUCGUCGUGUAAAAGUGGAUCUAACAUCACCAACAACCAAAUAUAUAUUAUCAAAGGAUUGGUCGAAAUUUAGUCAUUAUCGACCUCAUUAUAUCAUUUAUGUUGUAUCUUUAAAAGAGUAUGACAAUUAUUAUCAAGAUAAUUCAACAAGAUAUGAAGUUAUACCAACUAUAUCAACUUUAUCAUUGACUGAUUCAUCUACUUCGAGUACAUCAGAGACAACAACUACUUCGACAUCGGCAACAUCAGCUGCUGCACCUAUAUCAGUCAGCACAUCGUCGACGACAACAGCAUCAGCGGUACCGCUGGAACCAACUAAGCAUUAUUCUUACAAGUGUUGUGGUAGACAGCAAAACCAUAAAAAUCUUUUACGAGAAUCAUUGUCAACUCUGGAAUCAUUGAUAGCAUCGGAUUUGAUGGAUCCAAAUGGUACAGUCUUUCUUAUUUUCAAUCAUUGCGAUACAUAUACUGAACGUUUGAAAAUAGUCGAUCCAAGUUGUUGUUUUGAAGAUUAUACAGGUGGAAAUGAUCAAUCAAAAGCUACUGAAUUUAUUAUUCAAAAAUUUACAAAAUCUUUGAAUGAAAAGAAAAUAUCAUAUAAAACACAUUUAAUGAAUUUAUUGGAUAAACAAAAUACAAGGGAACAAUUUGAUAUAAUGUUGGAUUUUAUAAUACCAGAUGCUGAAAAGAGAGGAUUGGUUGAUGAGAUUUCACCAAUAUUAUCGGGUGCCAGUACCGGAUCGGUAUUGUCGAGUUCAAGUGGAUCCGUAUCACAUCCAACAUCGAUUCUACCUCAUACCUCUAGUAUUGUAGUUACACCCAUUCAAAAUGAUAAUCUUGUUGAUAUUAGUCAUUCAAAUGAAUCUGUAAAUAGUAGUAAUAAUAAUAACAAUAAUAAUAAUAAUAAUUUUAAUAGUAGUAGUAGCGAUAUUGGAACUCCAAGAAAAGACAAGAAAAAGGAUAAAAAGGAAAAGGAAAAGGAAAAGGAAAGAGAAAAGGAAUUGGAAAGAGAAAGAAAAGAAGAAAAGGCAAGAGAAAAGGAAAAGGAAAAAGAAAAAGAAAAAGAAAAAAGAGAACAACAACAUCAACAACAACAACAACAAGGUCUUGAAAAGGAAAAAGAAAAGGAAAAAGAGAAAGAAAAGGAAAAGGAAAAAGAAAAAAAGGUAAAAGUGCCAAAAAAGAAAAAGAUCAAAGGUUUAUGUGCUGUUAAAGCUGGAUUUGGUUCAAUGCAAGGUAGAAGAAAGAAUAUGGAAGAUACUCAUGCAAUUUAUGAAAAUUUGGUUGAGGAAUUAAAAUUACCAAAUGUAAUUGAUGGAGUUUGUUCAUAUUUUGGAGUUUAUGAUGGACAUGGAGGAACUGAUACAUCCAAGGCAUUGGAACCAAUUGUACAUAAAUGUGUUGUCGAUACACCAGCAUUUAUCGAUGGAAACUAUGAACAAGCACUCAAGGAUGGUUUUGAGGCUGCAGAUAAGCAGGUCAUCCCCAUUUGCGAAAAGAGUGGAUCGACAGGUGUUGCUUGUUUGUUGGUUGGAAAUACGCUAUUCACAGCCAACAUUGGUGACUCUGAACUUGUUUUGGCACGUUCAUCGGGCACUGGCAAAUCACCAACCUACGAAUCGGUGCUGCUCACCUACAAACAUUUGGCCAACGACGAGAAUGAAAAGAAACGUAUCACCGAGAUGGGUGGUAUGAUUAUCUUUGGACGUUUGUUUGGUAGUUUGGCAGUAUCACGUUCCUUUGGUGAUCGCGAGUACAAAGAAGGUGACAAAAAGUUUGUGUCUUGCGAUCCCUACACAACAGUCACUGAACUCACGCCACGAGACCACUUUAUCAUCCUUGCCUGCGACGGUCUGUGGGACAAGGUCACCUAUGAUGAGGCAGUUCAAAUGACUGCCAAACUCAUCAAACAGGGUAAAACACCAACUGAAAUUAGUGAAGCUCUUGCCAAUGACUCUUUUGAAAAGGGUUCUGCUGAUAAUAUUACUGUCAUUGUUGUCAUUCUUUCUCAUGGUUAA